AUGUAUUCACCUCUAUCCAGCUCAAAUUCCUCGGCAAAAUGGACUCGAUCUGAUGGCUUCUGGCGAUCUUUCAUUGCAAUAUGCAUACCACUGCUUCUUUCCGCACUAGAAGGAAGCAUCAUCAACACGGCGUUACCCACUAUCUAUGAGGCUCUCGAUUUGAACACCAAAUUCUCUUGGAUAGCAACUGCAUUUCUCCUGGCCAGCACCGUCUUCCAGCCUUUGUACUCUCAACUGGGAGAUAUGUGGGGACGCAAACGCCCCAUGAUGGCAGCCAUCGUCGUUUUCGCUCUCGGUAGCGCAAUAUGUGCCGGAGCAAAAUCAGGCCCAUUGCUGAUUUUGGGACGGAUCGUUCAGGGCUUAGGCACAGGCGGAAUCGAUCUCUUCGCUGAAAUGGUCCUCUGUGACAUCGUCCCAUUAAGUAAGAGAGGUCCUUAUCUAGCGAUUAAGCAUAUUUCUUUCGCCGCUGGUACGACAUUGGGACCGCUACUCGGUGGUGUCUUUGCAGAACACGGAUGGUACUGGUGCUUCCUGAUCAACAUACCUGUCUGUAUCAUCUCGCUAGCCAUCAUGUGGGUUUGGCUCAGUGUCGACGAAGGUGUCACUUAUGGCGAAGUGUCUAUCGGAGAUAAUCUGAAAAAGAUUGACUACAUCGGUAGUGGCAUACUGACUGGCUCUGUGCUAAUGCUUCUCGUUGCACUCAGCACUGGUGGCGCACCCUGGCCUUGGAAUCACUCAUCUAUCGUCACACUCGUUGUGCUCGGAACACUAGGCCUCAUCAGCUUCAUCGUCUGGGAACGUUCUCGCUUUUGCAAGUACCCCAUAAUGCCACCCCACGUCUUUUCGAACCGUACGACGAACAUUGUCUUCGCAUUGACUGUCAUUCAUGGAUUCAUAACCUACGGCUUCCAAUUUUAUCUCCCACUGUUUUCCCAGGCUGUCAAAGGCUCGUCCCCAACAAAGUCCGGCAUUGAAGUUAUGCCUACGACACUUGCCGUUGUUGUCGUCGCUGCUGUUGGUGGACCCAUUCUCAGCUCGACGGGGAGAUACAAACAUAUACACAUGACUGGUUUCGCCUGUGUAACACUCGGCCAGGGACUCUGCAUAAUGCUUGAUCACGGCACAUCCCUAGGUCUAUGGAUUAGCAUCCAACGCAUCAUAGCGUCUGGCCUUGGAAUCGUGAUUCCGACCAUGCUCCCCGCCAUCCAAGCAAAGCUUCCUGAGCCUAGUACAGGAGCAAGUGCAGGAGCAUGGGCUUUUCUACGCGGAGCAGGAUCAUUAUUCGGUGUCGCGAUCCCCGGUGCAGUGUUCAACGCGCGCUUCACUUCGCUUCUAUCCACUAUCUCCUCGCCAGCCGCCCAGGCAAAGCUCUCUCAUGGCCAGGCAUACCAGCGUGCAACGGCCUCAUUCAUCAAGAAAUACGGUACCACGCCUACUGUAAAGAGUGAAAUUGUAACCGUAUAUACGCAAUCGCUUAGAAGCAUAUGGAUUGUCUUUACUGUCUUGGCUGCGGUAGGCUUCUGUAUCAGUUUCUGUGAGAAGAAGUACAAGUUGCGGGCCGUGUUGAAUACGGCUUACGGGCUCAAGUCAAAGCAGUCGCCAAGCGACGGGUCGCCUGCGGGAAGUACACCGGCAUCUUCGGCUGCAUCUACGGUGUUGGAGACAGGAGCGCAGACGCCCGUUAAGAGCGAGAGUGAGAGCGAGAUGGCUGGCCAUGGAAGCAAAGAGAGGGAUUUGAAAACUGGAUUGUAG
Molecule: messenger RNA, 1752 nt
Organism: Bipolaris sorokiniana ND90Pr
Lineage: Eukaryota; Fungi; Ascomycota; Dothideomycetes; Pleosporales; Pleosporaceae
Exons: 1
Coding region: 1-1752 (583 amino acids)
Biological process (GO): transmembrane transport
Molecular function (GO): transmembrane transporter activity
Source: RefSeq, a predicted model, not a curated record